AUGGAGGGGGAAGAGGAGGAUGUGCACGCCUUCCCCCUUGCUGAGAAGGGCAAAGCCAAGGAGAGGGAAAGCGAUAUGCCACAGGAAGAUGAGCACGGUCUUGUUGUUGCCAAGAGGAAAUCCUUCUCUUCACUCAGAGGAAUGAAGUCGCGAUUUGACGAGUGGGCCGAGGGCGGCGGCAAGCCAGCGCUCCUUCUCGCAUCUCGCAUCUUGUGGAUGGUCGUGUUCUCGGGCCUUGCCGCCAGCAUACAGUUUUGGAUUCCAAGCCUCUAUGCGCCAAACAGCUCCCACAAGGGCAUCAACGUGACCGUCCUGCUCUUCAACCUCAUCGGCUGCUUCAUCAUCUCCAUCUGCACCGCGUUCAAACAGGUCAAGUUUCAGUACAUGCAGUCCUACCUCAUGUACGAUGGCUUGCGUGCGGGCUUCUGCAGCACGUUCACCACCUUUGGUAAUCUGAUAGAGGAUACCGGCCGGCUCAUCCUGUCGGGCAUGUGGUGGUUGAGCUUCAUCAACCUGUUUGCCACGUUCAUUCUCUCCUUCUGCGUGUGGGAAGCUGGACGCUUCGUGGCGAGGCGCUGGAAAGGUGGUGUGGCCUACAGUAAGAUAGAACAGGUCUUGGAGAACGCCGACCAGAGAAUGGAGUACGAGGUGGAGAAGAUGCUCCUUUCACAGGACUCGCCAGGCAUAAUGCAGAGUAACGUCUUCUUCAGCGGUUCCAGCAAACCGCUGUACAAGAUCUCGCAUCACAUACAGAAGCAACAGGUCAAGUCCAAGCGACACUUGCAUCGAUGGUGGCUGCUCCGACGUCACUACGUCAUCUUGUUGUUGAUUGCGUUUCCUCCGCUCGUCAACUACAUCAUUGUGACACAGUUGCUGGACUACCCCUCGCGCGCCGCGCUGGUCUUCGACUGGACCUGCAUGCACAUGCUCUCCGUAGCGGGCGUGUGCGUUGGCCUGGCCGUUGACAGCUUCACGACGAGCACGCGCCAUAGCGUUCAGUGGGGCACGUUCAAGAAUAACAUCGUGUCCUGCAUCCUCAUCGGGGCUGCCCACUCUCUUCUCCUCUUCCGGCACUAUUUUCCCUUUGGUGGGUCCUACUACUUCUCCACCCUCACUUCCCGAUUCAUCACCAGCUUCUGCGGCAGUGAGAGCUCCUUUGCUGGUCUGGUGGACGAGACCGCUGUCCUCUUCCAUGCGCGAGUUCAAAAGUGGACAUGGGUUCGCAACAUCGGCUACAACCUCUUCCUGUGCACGCUCGUCUUCCUGGUGGUCAUCUUCGCCGUGCGGUUCUCCGUCUUCUUUCACUACUUUGGUCCCGAGACCGCCAAGCUGUACAUAUGCGGCGUAUUCAACCAGUGCUGA
Molecule: messenger RNA, 1362 nt
Organism: Acanthamoeba castellanii str. Neff
Lineage: Eukaryota; Discosea; Longamoebia; Acanthamoebidae
Product: CrcB family protein
Exons: 14
Coding region: 1-1362 (453 amino acids)
Biological process (GO): fluoride transmembrane transport
Cellular component (GO): membrane
Molecular function (GO): fluoride transmembrane transporter activity
Source: RefSeq, a predicted model, not a curated record